UCCGGCGGGCCGGGCCCCCGCCCCCCCGCCGCGGCCGCCGCGCUGGGCUUCGGGCCGGGGAAGCCAGCAGGGCCCGGGAGCGCGCCUCCCCCAGCCGCCGCGGCGCCGCAAAGCGUAGAAGACCAGUCUCGCAAGACCGCGGCCUCCAGUGGCCCCUUCUAUCUGAUGCGCGAGCUCCCAGGCAACACGGAGCUGACGGGCAGCACCAACCUGAUCACGCACUACAACCUGGAGCACGCCUAUAACAAGUUCUGCGGCAAGAAGGUGAAGGAGAAGCUGAGCAACUUCCUGCCCGACCUGCCGGGUAUGAUCGACCUGCCCGGCUCGCACGACAACAGCAGCCUGCGCUCCCUCAUCGAGAAGCCACCCAUCUGCAGCAGCUCCUUCACCCCUCUCACUGGCACCAUGCUCACGGGCUUCCGCCUGCACGCCGGCCCGUUGCCGGAGCAGUGCCGCCUGAUGCACAUCCAGCCACCCAAGAAGAAAAACAAACACAAACACAAGCAAAGCCGCACUCAGGAUCCUGUGCCCCCAGAAACCCCUUCAGACUCUGACCACAAGAAGAAGAAGAAGAAAAAGGAGGAGGAUCCAGAGCGGAAGAGGAAGAAGAAAGAGAAGAAGAAAAAAAAGAACCGUCACAGCCCAGAGCACCCAGGAGUGGGGAGCUCGCAAGCCAGCAGCAGCAGCAGCCUCCGGUGAGGGCAAGCACGACCCCGGUGCUAAAGUGGCUCUGGGAAGAUGCCUGCUGCAGAUGUGGGUGACUGGGAGAACAGUCCUGGAGGCAACACUGACUGAACUCUUCUCCCAGAGUGGCUUAUUGGAGGGCACUUAGGCUGCCUUGCCUGGGGGCACAGACUGUCCAGACACGAGCCGGCUGGGAACAUGGACUGAAAUGGAGAUGGUACACAACCUGCUGCCCUGACCCAGAGCCAGGCCCAACUUUUUCCUUUUUUAUUAAAUACUCCUGACUAAGUCAGGUGCUUUCUCCUUUU
Molecule: messenger RNA, 992 nt
Organism: Alligator sinensis (Chinese alligator)
Lineage: Eukaryota; Metazoa; Chordata; Crocodylia; Alligatoridae
Gene: MED19
Product: mediator complex subunit 19
Exons: 5
Biological process (GO): positive regulation of transcription by RNA polymerase II
Cellular component (GO): mediator complex
Molecular function (GO): transcription factor binding; transcription coregulator activity
Source: RefSeq, a predicted model, not a curated record